CUGACUCAGCUGCUCCAUUUUGUUACGAGAGGAAACUAAAAUAUUCCAGGAGUAAAAGCUAAAGCUCUGAUAUAUAAACGCUAUAAUCUGGAGAAGGAGACAUGACCUUCAACAUGAGUGUGUCUGGAAAACAGGACUUAAAGAAAGACGAGAGAAUGAUGGCGGGAAAGAGAUCAGACUCACCAGAACCCAGCUGUGUGUCCAUGAAGAGUGACCGGUCAAUGGGACUUCCAAUUAACUUCAGAGACAGAGACAGUUCUACUGAUGUGAGACCACAAAAGAAGAAAUCAAACAUCAGCAGAAAUCAGCUGGACUCCAUAUUCAAGGAGCUGGAACACAAAGUCAUCACUCUGAUAAAGAAUGAGCUGAAGAGGUUUAGGAAGCUCCUGAGUCCAGAUUACCCAGCAUGCACUGAGAGGGAGGUGGAGGAUGAGGAGGAUCUGCACAGUGUCAGAGAGGGAGCUCUGAAGAUCACACUGCACUUCCUGAAGAACAUGAAGCACACAGAUCUCGCUAACACACUGCAGAACAAACUCGCCUCUGUGUAUCAGACAAAGCUGAAAUCCAACCUGAGAGACAAGUUUAAAAGAAUUAAUGAAGGAAUCUCACAGCAUGGAAGAUCAGCACUUCUGAAUGAGAUCUACACAGAGCUCUACAUCACAGAGGGUUGGAGUGGAGACGUCAAUAAUGAACAUGAGGUGAGACAGAUUGAGACAGCGUCCAGGAGACCAGCAACACAGGAGAUACCCAUCAACUGUAAUGACCUCUUUAAGGACAAGUCCAUCAGAACUGUGCUGACUAAAGGAGUUGCUGGAAUUGGAAAAACAGUCUCUGUGCAGAAAUUCAUUCUGGACUGGACUGAAGGAAAAUCAAAUCAGGACAUCACCUUCAUGUUUCCACUUCCCUUUAGAGAGCUGAAUCUGAUGAAGGAGAAAAAUCUCAGUCUGAUGAAUCUUCUUCAUCACUUUUUCCCAGAAAUAAGAAAUCUAGAAUCAAUAGACUGUGACUCCUACAAAGUGGUGUUGAUCUUUGAUGGUCUGGAUGAGUGUCAACUUCCUCUAAAUUUCCAGAAGAAUGAGAGAUUGUGUGAUGUGACAGAGUCAGCCUCAGUGGAUGUUCUGCUGACGAACCUCAUCAAAAGGAAUCUGCUUCCCUCUGCUCUCCUCUGGAUAACCUCUCGACCAGGAGCAGCCAAUCAGAUCCCUCCUGAGUGUGUAGACCAGGUAACAGAGGUACGAGGGUUUAAUGAUCCUCAGAAAGAGGAGUACUUCAGGAAGAGGAUCAGUGAUCAGAGCCUGGCCAAUAAAAUCAUCAGACACAUGAAGUCUUCAAGAAGCCUCUACAUCAUGUGCCACAUCCCAGUCUUCUGCUGGAUCUCAGCCACUGUUCUAGAGAGAAUGUUGGGUGAAGCAGAGAGUGGAGAGAUCCCCAAGACUCUGACUCAAAUGUUUACACACUUCCUGAUCUUUCAGAUCAAACACAAGGAUGAAAAGUACCAUCAGAAACAUGACCCUGAUCCUCAGCAGACCAGAGAGAGUAUCCUGGCACUGGGAAAACUGGCUUUCCAGCAGCUGGAGAAAGGAAACCUGAUCUUCUAUGAGGAAGACCUGAGAGAGUGUGGCAUUGAUGUCAGAGAAGUGUCAGUGUACUCAGGAGUGUGUACCCAGAUCUUCAGAGAGGAGUUUGGGCUUCACCUGGGGAAGGUGUUCAGCUUUGUACAUCUGAGUGUUCAGGAGUUUCUGGCUGCUUUAUACGUGUUUUUCUGCUUUAAAUUAAGAAAGGCAAAUGUGCUUGUGGAGCAAAAUACUGAAUAUUUAAAUUUCUUCAGAAAUCCAAAUAUGUCUGAUCUCCUCAGGAGUGCAGUGGACAAGGCCUUACAGAGUGAGAAUGGACACCUGGACCUGUUCCUCCGCUUCCUUCUGGGUCUCUCACUGGAGUCCAAUCAGACUCUCUUACGAGACUUAAUGCCACAGACAGGAAGUAGUUCUCACAGAAAACAGGAAACAGUGGAGUACAUCAAGGAGAAGAUCAGGGAGAAUCCAUCUCCAGAGAAAUCCAUCAAUCUGUUCCACUGUCUGAAUGAACUGAAUGAUCAUUCUCUAGUGCAGGAAGUACAGACUUACAUGAACACAGGAUAUUACAGCUGUCUCAGUGGAUCCAGUCUCUCUCCUGCUCAGUGUUCAGCUCUGGUGUUUGUGUUACUGACCUCAGAACAGGAGCUGGAUGAGUUUAAAUUGGGUAAAUAUGAUCCAUCAGAGGAAUGUCUUCUGAGACUGCUGCCAGUGGUCAAAGCCUUCAGAAAAGCUGUUCUGUGUGAGUGUAAUCUGACAGAGGAAAGCUGUAGAGCUCUGUCCUCAGUUCUCAGCUCAAACUCCUCCAGUCUGAGAGAUCUGAACCUGAGUGAGAAUAAACUGCAGGAUUCAGGAGUGAAGCUGCUCUCUUUUGGACUGAAGAAUCCACACUGUACACUGGAGAUACUGAGAAAGAGCGGCUGGUUUAACCGCAGUGAUUAUUGCUACUUCUCCUCAUGGACUUCUCCACUAAAGGAAGACCUUUUUUCAGCCGUUUAUUGUGGAUUACCGCUUGGGAGGAUUCUCUGGGGAGCUUCCUGAAUUAGUCUGAGUAAUGGAUCCACUCACCUUAUAUACUGCUUACAAGGACCGUCUCAUUUCAGGAAAGACUGGCACUGU
Messenger RNA from Hemibagrus wyckioides, 2690 nucleotides. Its product is annotated as NLR family CARD domain-containing protein 3-like. Bases 102 to 2612 code for a protein of 836 amino acids. The transcript is spliced from 7 exons. The record is from RefSeq and is a predicted model, not a curated record. NCBI's taxonomy places the organism in Eukaryota, Metazoa, Chordata, Actinopteri, Siluriformes, Bagridae.